AUGGAAGUGGAGAAGAGCAGCAGGAGGAGCUGCUUCACUCAGACCUCCUGCCUGGGUGCAGAUUUAGGGGAGGACUCCCAGCUGGAGUAUCUCAGUGCUCACGAGGAGUACGAGGAGGAGAAGAGCAACUGGAGUGAGUUUUCUGAGCAGGAGGAGGUUGCAGAGGUGAAGGCUGUGCCCCCGCGAAUCACAGCAGGGGAAGAAGCUUCUGGAAAGAGCCUCAGACCCAGCCAGAGCGUGGCAGCGGAGCCAGACAUUGCUUCCCUGCCUCCCAGCCAGGAGGCCCAGCCCUGCAAACAGGGAGAGCCCUCCUACUUCAGCAGCUGUGAAACACCAGCUCGUGGCACCAGCAGCACUGCAGAGGGUGCUGACACCCAGCUCCCAGCCCCUGAAAUCCUCCCUGGCAAGAACCCUCCUGUGGAAGCUGCAGAUAAAUCCUCUGCUGGGAGGUCAGAGCGUGGUGACGCCCUGAGGAGUGUCCCCAGUGUGGCUGUGGAUGUUGGCUCUGAUCCCAGGGCUGGAUUCCCGGCCAGCAGUGCCCAGGUGUGUCUGUGCUCCAGGGCAGUGAGCACAGAGGUGACCGUGGUGAGCAGAGCUCCUCAGGGCUGGCUGGGUCAGACCUCUGUGGAUGCUGCUUCCAACACGGAAUGGCCCACGGGAGCUCUCAGCUCACACCUGCAGGAGGAAUUGAAAGAUCAUCUUGGCUGGAAGACAGGCACCGACAGGCCAGCACAUCCCAGCAAGCAAACUGGGAAGAAUUGUGCAUCGAGCUGCUGUCAGAACGUCCUGCAGAGAGCGAUUGAAGCAGAGCUGCAGCUCCUGGCCAUCCAUUAUGAGAUGUGCUACCAGCACUGCUUGAAGGUUUAUGAGCUGGCUUUGGAGGAAAACACCUGUCUUGGGAGAUGCGAGAAGAAGGCUGAGUUACAUUCGUCUCUGCUGCUGGCUUUGGAUGAACUGGACAAUAAUUACAGCACCAUGAGAAAGGAAAUAAACGUGGGCACACCUUUAAAUGAACUUCCACCACUGUCAGUUGAGCUGAAGUUUCCCCCCCUCUCUUCCUUUUACACUGCCUCCAAGUUUUUCAGAAAGAUUCUUUACUCUGAUUCUCGGUUGUGUUUUAGUGAUCUUUCAGGUGAAGGGAAAGCUGACUUUGAAGAACCAAAACAGCAAGAAAAGGGGAUUUCUGUCAAUAUGGUAGGGAAUUCUUCACUCCUGGGUUUUGGAGAUGAUCAUGCUGAGAAGACAACUCAGAGACUGAUGGUGAUCAGGCAGGUGACUCUGUUUCCCCUGAGAGGCUGUGUAAAAAAUGAGGAAGGAAGUGAGUAUUGGUUUGAUGCUAAGGAAGACUUGUCAGUGGCAGAUAUUUCAGUAAUGUGCAAAGAAAUGAAAAAGCAACAAGGAAAGCAAGACUCGAUUGACUCAAGAGGUAAAGUUGUGUGCUUUAAGCUGAUAACCCAAAUAAUGGUGUUUAAUAUUGGAGUGCUCUGUUCCUUCUCCAAGCUUAAAUACAAAUGGUUUAUGUUUGGAGGCUUGAGUCACAGUGAUGGGUGUGAAGUGAAGAUAGUGGUGAGUGGGAAGGAACAUUCCUCUGUUCCUGUUGGUGACCCAAAGCCCUCAGUGCCUGAGGAUCCUGGGGAAAACUCCCUGCAGAAAACAUCCACUUGUUCCUCACUGAAGUCAUCUUGUAUCUUUGUUUCUCCUUAUGCACUGAACUUGAGCAGCUUUACCAAGUUAGUAAGGAGACUUCAAGACAAGCAUCCAGAGUUCAGCAGAGCUGAAAUUGUGGGGGCUGUGCAGGAGGUGAGGAGAAUGAACAAAGGAGUGCUGAGUGGCUUGGCCAUCAGUGCUAUUGAGGAGAAGGCCUCUGCCAUUCUGAGGAGUUCCACACCCUACUCUCAGUAGGAG
This is a messenger RNA of Melospiza georgiana, 1905 nucleotides long. It is a transcript of the gene RBM44, whose product is annotated as RNA binding motif protein 44. NCBI's taxonomy places the organism in Eukaryota, Metazoa, Chordata, Aves, Passeriformes, Passerellidae. The record is from RefSeq and is a predicted model, not a curated record. The transcript has 12 exons. Bases 1 to 1902 code for a protein of 633 amino acids.